This is a messenger RNA of Xyrichtys novacula (pearly razorfish), 7050 nucleotides long. The record is from the annotation of a GenBank genome assembly. NCBI's taxonomy places the organism in Eukaryota, Metazoa, Chordata, Actinopteri, Labriformes, Labridae.
AGGUGUAUAAAAAUGGGAGCAGACCUGAAGGCAAGAAAGGCAAAAACACCAAGAGAGACAGGAGCACCGGAGUGGAAAUACAGCAUCUUGCUCGAGAUCGUAGCUUUGGACAGCACUGCAGAAACUGCCAAAAGCGGACAACUUUAUAAAGCACAUGUAAGAUUUCACAUCAUCUUUGAUUUCUUCUUUUAUUUUGAGUGUGUGUAUUCAGUGAUCUCUCUCGUUGGUCUUUGUGAACUUGUGUUUCUGUUUUCUUUGAGUUCAGUAGGAUAAAUUUGGAUAAAUCUCUCGGAAUGCAUGCCGAACUUUUACAUCGAACAAAUAGGUUCUCCAACAUUAGCAUUGAAACUUUAGACUUUAUUUGUGGUGGUGGCAUCAGAAUCGCAGCCUGUCUGUAGUCAAAUGCAUGCUUGGUUAUGGUUCGUGUCCGCAAUACGCACAUUUACGCACUGGAUUUCACAGCUCUCCCUCAUCAGAAUUCCCCACCAAACGGGAGAUAAGGCAACGAUUGAAAUCCUGGACUUCGUAUUCGUUUGUUUUUUUCAACUUUAGAACAUUUUCACAAUUUUAUAAACUAUUUUAUAAAGUAAAUUGACUUAAUUUGAUGGUGAUUCAAACACCAGAACGUUUACAAGGUGAGAACUAUCUCCACAUAUCGCACUUUAAAACAGAAUUCCGAUGUCUUUUAGACUAGUAGUCUUGGAUGAGACGAGAUGGGUUUUCUUAGGCAGUCGUGCGUAAUUACGCACCAAUUCUUGCUUCUUCGUGCCACUCUUUUUUUGACAAUAUUCACAAUUACGUGACUGUUCUAUUCAAGAUCCAUGAUCAAAUGGUCCUCGCUGACAAAAUAUCUCUCCUAUUUCAACAGUUCUUACUAUUUCUUCAACUUUUUCAUGGCAUCUUCGCUACUCUACUGUUGCGCAUAAAUUAUCCAAAGGAAACGUAAAGUGCUAUAAAUCAGAAUGCAUUCUAUUUCGACAGAAAAGCUGGUAUGAAUUAUCCUGAAUGCGUUUUGUAUUCGUGUCAUAGAUGUAAUAACCUCUUUCAACAUCAAUUUUCAUCCUCAGGUGUAAAGCAAUGUUACAACGAACCGGACCCCAGCUGAUUUUCCUAAUAGCCCUGUGCAGUGUGUUUUAUUCCCGGACUCUGAGUCUGCCAUACACAUCCAUGAGGUAAGGGACUUGCUCUUCUCCCCAAUUAAAGCUUGUAGAGAAUGGAAAGUCCAGCAUUGUCAUUGUGUAUGUGCAUUUGGACUGAGUUUUACUUUUUAGCUCUGUUCAGGUUUCCUCACCCUAACACCAGAUGAGACACGUGAACAUUUAACAUUUGUUGUCAUUAAAAUGUUCGAAAAUGGAAAAAUGUCCGUAAUUUUUGCCAGGUUUUGGUUCACAUGAUGCCAAAUCUGAACCACGUAGACAUACUAGAAAUAUAAAAUAGGCACCUUUACCUAGCUUUAUUUAUGUAACCAGAAAUUUGUUGUUGUGCAUUUAACUCUCCUUGGCAUCAUCCAAACUGUCCGUAUACCGGAUUACUUGUAACAUAAUCAGGUUAAAUUUAUGACUAUAACAGGUUUUUCUCGUGUUUCUAUUCAUGUGAAAAUAAAUAAUUUUGAUGGUUAAUGUACUGGGGAUCCCUCCUUGCGUUUUUUUCGCAACUCUUGAAGAGAAUGAACUGUCUGUUGUUGACCGUCAGUGGUAUCAUUUCAACCAAUGCGCAGUCAGAAUGGAGACUUUUGCGCAAUGUUGAUGCUUAUGUUGCGUUAUUUUGAUUUUUAUUGUAUCACUACUGACCAGCUGUUAAUUAGCAUCUACUGUGACUCUGUGCAGACCGUCAAGACACGCAGACGGUCUCUUCACCAGCGGAUAUAGCAAACUACUCGGACAGCUCUCAGCGCGAAGGUACCUGGAGUCUCUGAUCGGAAAACGGGUUAGGUAGGUGAUCUCCUACCUGACAAACCUUAUUCGUGUUACCCCUGAGUAUUUUUAUAUCUGUCUAAGCUUGUCUUAAACACCAUGUCCUAUACUGGAAUCAGAAAACAACCCCAAAGUUCCUCAGUCUUUUCUGUAUUUAGACACUAAUAGCAAAUGCUAUAUAGAUAUGCGUAAACAUGAUCUUUUUCUUUUAAAAAAUUGUUUCAGAAUAUAUUAAUGCAGAUUUUGUUGAAAGACAAGACACGAAAAUAAGCUUAGAACGAGUACUAUGCUUUUCUUCAGAACCAAAAUCCACAGUAGCAGAACCCAAAGUCGUCAGAGAAUAGAGCUAGUUUAAAUGUAGGACAGUCAUUCUGUGUCUAAUGUGGGAUAAUUUCACUUUAAAUUUUAAAACUCCAUGUGUGUUGCCUGAGGGGAAAUAUCAGAGCCUUAGGUGCUCAAAUAUCUGGGAAUAAAGACAAUAAAAAACAAAGAAAUUGAAUUUUUUGGACCUUUUAACCUCAAAGUGUGUAAUAGUUACCAGAGUUAUGAUUUGAUUAUUAAAUUUAGUCUGUUUUAAUUCUCAUCAAAAUGCAAGAUUCAGAUAAAAUCAAUUAAGCUCCAUCAAAACAAACACCAGAAGUUUAUUCUACUCCCAAAAUUUUAUCACAGUCUAAACCCCUUAGAUCAUAAAAUCAAGGUUCAAGGAAUCAAGGAAACUACAUUAUGAAGUAUUUCCAAAUGACCAUCCUUUCAAUAUUUUGACAUGUUCCCAUUUAACUAUUGAAUGACUAUACAUCAAGUUCUUUAUUGUGGAGAUAUUUAUGUCUUUAGUUGAACACCAAAGAAGCUGACAUUUGCAGGAUGAUGCAUUUUGUAAAAUGACUAAACAUUUUUAAAGGUUAAUUUCUGUCAUAUCCUGCUUAGCACAUCAUGGUAAAACAGCCCGGAGGAAUCAACUCACAACUCACACACAAAGAGAAGAAAGACUCAAUGAAUCAUAGAUCCUGAGCUGCUCUGAUAUUGACAUCAGAACCUACUCUCACCUGUGAUGAAACCCUCACUUAUCUCCAUGUUGUUUUUAUUUCUGCUCUCAUCUCUAGUGACGAGCUUAUGGAUGAGCCGGUGAAGCGCCACUCAGACGCCAUCUUUACAGAUAACUACAGCCGCUUCCGCAAACAGAUGGCCGUUAAGAAGUACCUCAACUCAGUCUUAACAGGAAAGAGGAGGUAGUUAGUGGUUAUUACUUCCUUCACGUUUUCUCUCUCUGACUGACACAAUAACCCUCACCCCUCCACAUCCAGAUCCACAUACGCACGUACAUCUGUUUGCACACAUACACACACCAAAAGGUAUUAGAAUCCAUAUAGCCAGCCAACUCUUCUGGCAUCAUUUGGAACCAAAAACAAUCUUUAUAAUGUCACAGCAUUUUGGUGAAAUUGGCGUCAUAUUGGCAUCCGCCUUAACAAGGCCAAAAUCACCAUUAUCUUAAGACAUUUUACAGCAUGUUAAAUCUAAGACUGACAAGUGUUUCAUAUAAAUUCUCUUAUGAUGUGUUGACAAAUGCAGUUUUCAUAAUACUGACUUGAAUGUUUACCUUAACAAUAAAUGGUUUUUCAUUUGUUAGUCUUAUUGGUAAUGCUUUCUUUUACAGUACACUUAUUACAAGGUAAUUACCUGGUAACAACAUAAAAUUAUCUGGUAAUUACAUGAUAACUACUAAGUCAAUACCAUCUAACUACCAGGUAGGUAACCUUCCAUCAUCAAACAAAUUUGAAGCCAAAUUGCUCUGGUAUUUCCAGGAUUUUCUACGCUUCCUGGGACCAUCACUUGCCCAGUAGCAUUGUACUCAUUCGGCGGGUGAGUCGCUGUGAUAAUGCUCGGCCCAAACAGCGUAUUGCUACGCAAUUUUCACACGCCCAUAGGCUGUAUCAAGUGUCAAUCAUAGACAAUAAGAACCCCAAAUAGCUUUUGAAAAUGGAGCUGCACAGAAAAAAAGAAAAAAAGAAAAAACUAGACAGUAUUGACUUAGUAGUUAUCAUGUAAUUACCAGAUAAUUCCAUGUUGUUACUAGGUAAUUACCUGUUAAUUACCCGGUAAUAAGUGAACCGUAAAAGAAGGCGUUACCGUAUUAUUACACAGAAAGAAUCUAAAAUGUGAUAGCUGCAUUAUAUAUCCGCCAUCCUGCUCUCUUGUCAUCAGUAUCAGCAUCGGCUGCUGAAAUUCAAAGCUUUAGUUUCCAAUCUUAUUCCUUUUUUAUUUCUUAAGAUUGUGUCUCUGGGUUCUGUUUUAUUGAAUAUGACAACAACAUAGGCAGGAAAUAUGGAAAGAGAGAGUAAAGAAGGGAUGCCCCAAAUAGUCUAAGGUCAGUGUCAAACAAAUGAGUCGCAUGUUGGGGACUUUGCUUCUGUGACAAACCAGCCCCCUCUAAGUGAUAUUCAUUUCUGAACAUCACUUAAAGGACACAGGGGAAGUUUAAAACUUGAGAUUUCAGGAACAGAUGCUGGUUUAUUUCAGUGGUCUUGCAGUGCACCCCAUGCACACUAAAAAAGAGGCAAAAUGAUAAAAUAAUCUUAAUGUUAGCGAAGAAAUGUUAAACAUGAUAAAUUGUUAAAACAGGGGCAUCUCUUUUUUCCCAUGCUUUUCCUUCCAUUUGUUAUCCAUUCUGUCUUCUCUGAUAGAGCAACACAAAUUUUAGCACUCUGGAAUGCAAUCCAAGUUUGUUGACCCUAUACCCUCUCCCAAAACAAACAGCCUAGAAGAUCCUGUACCCAGUGACUCAGAAGACUCCAUGGAUGAACCCAACGCCUUCCAGGAUAGCUACAGCGACAUAAACGUAGAUCACCUCCUAAACAACUUUCAACUGGUAAGAACAAACAUACACAAACACAUACACAAAAAUGUUUGUAGUCCUAUACAACAUAAUCACCUUCCUAGCUGAGUAUAAUUAAUCUCUUAACCCUAAGGCACAUUGAAGGAAAGACAGCCCAAACAUACUAUGACGUCUAUUAUAUGCAGUGGUGAAAAGCAUACACUCUUACAUACCACUUUCACCACAAAACAGUGUAUUAGUAAAUAAAUGGAAGUUAAGAGGCAGAAACAAUAAUGAGAAAAAAUGUAGACCGUUGCAUUUACAGUUGUCGAUUAUUCUGUAUCAGUAACCCACAUCUCUGUGUAUCCCACUCUUGUCCUCUGCAGCCACUUUGAGGAGGGGUCCCGCUCGAGUGUAUGCCUCAAGUCAUCCUCAUGCAACUGUCCACUCCAAAAACAACGCAGUAUUAAUCCAAAGGACAUCUGAAAGUCAAGCCAACCUGAUGAUGUGUUCUUUAUCAGUUCAUACACACUGUUCAUGUUUACACUGUAUGUAUAUACAGGAUAUAUACACAACACUUAAAAGACUCUAGCCCAAAAAUUCUUGGGACCAGUCCAAGCAACAUGUGUGUCCACAUGCGCUUAGCUAAGUAAGUGAAAGAUAUGACAACAGGCAACAGUAAAUAUACAAAGAAAGCGGUUUACUUCUUUCUGUCAUCUCUGUUGUCUGUCAAUCAAUGGAACAAUUUCUCUCCUAAUAAUUUUGAAGAAAAAAGAAAACAAUAAAAUUCAAGUCUGACUUGUCACUACAAUUUUCAGUGCAAUAUUUGAACCAUUGAACAUUAAUAAGACAGCAUUUAAUGAUUCAGAAAGGAUACCUUUACCAUUUACUGUCAGUGAUGAAGAACAUUGGCUUUCUCCAUUAAAUUCUAUGACCCAUUGUCACUUUUCCUUGAAAGAGACCAAUUGUUUUUCAACUCACUUAAACCUUUAAAUAAGUUUGAUCUCACACUGACUUACUUUCUCCAGUCAGAAGUUCCAUUAAAUCUGAGUGAAAUGUAUCUCAUCAUAACUUCCAGGCAAACAUCCACACACUUUUAACAAUAAAUGAGUGUUUUUAUUCAUUCAAUUGAGUCUUUAUAUUACCCCUUUAGCUUUAAGUGAAAAAUUGUCAAGGUAAAUUUUACAUGAUUAAAAUGGAACAGAUAAUUAUCAUCAUGUGCUGAUAAAAAUAAGGAGAAAGAGAAAGAGGAACACAUUUUGAAUGGACCAGAUGCAUAUAAUCACUUUAUACUACUCAACAUGUAGAGCAAAGAUGUUAUACCUGAGCAUAGACCUGCCUUUAGUGCAUACAGUGAUGUACACCAAUCACCAAAUAAAAGAUAUUGGUUUAUUUUUCAAAGCUGAGUCUUUUGUCUGGCUGAUUGUUUAAUGGUUGACGUUUUGGGGUGAAGGUUUGAGCAGUUUUGGGUGUAGAAUUGAAUUUUGCUGGUGGCUCAUGUUUUCAGGCAGAAGAGAAAAUCCAGAGCUAAACAGACUCAUCAAAUAAAGAGGUUAUUUCCAAUUAACAGGAAAGCAAUGGUUCACUCAUAUGUAAAUGGAAGUGGUAAGUUGGCAUAUGUAUCAUAAGUACUGGGUUGCAAGUGACCUUCAUUUCCUCCUCAUAUAUGUCAUGAAGAACAUUGGAACCACACACCAAGUUUGACUAAGUUUCUUUUAAAUGUCUCCUUCUUUUCAUACUUCUAAAACAGUCACGCCACCAUCUUUCUAGCUGUUACAGUACUGGACAGAGCAUGUGUCAGAUCUCCUUGGAAGUACAUUAAUUCAUGUUACUCCCUCGCCCAUACCUACAAGGAUAAAUGGAUAGCCUUAUCUGAGAAAAAUGGUAUCUUCUUCAGCAUAAUAUAAUGUUUAUUUUUUUAAAUUAUUUUUUAUUUCUUUUUUCUUUUUUACAAAAAAAAGGAACGUGUUCGCAGUAUUUGUUUUCCUUCCUUAUUACAUCUCAGUUGCAAUUCUCGACUGUUUCCUAUCAGAGAAAACAGUUUUCUGAGCUGUGUCUGUUUUUAACUUGCCUCUUCCAAAAUACUGUGGGAAAGAACUCAUAAAGUUGAAAAGACAAGGAAGAAAUGGUCAGUAUGAGAAUGCAACAGAGCUGCUGUAUGAGGUGUAGAAUUCAGCACCAUGGACAGCGUCAACUCGUGAUCAGAUGGAAAUAGCCUAGUUUAAGGUAAGAUUUAACCAAGUCUUAAGUAGUUGAAGAAGAAUUAUUAGGUUUAUCUGAUACAUUGUGAUAACAAUUAAUAAAGAAUACUUGUGAAACAGUCAAAAA